ACUACGACCGCUGCCUGACCGGAGACUUGAAUGAUGUAAGUCUCUUCCCCACUCGCGGGACCUCCAUACCAUCCCACCUUGCCCGCCCUCUUUGCUGUCGCCACUCUCCGAUUUGCUCCGUCCAUCCACCAGAUGCGCCAAUGCUCGGAUAGUCCGGCGCCAGCGCCCGCAGUAUUCGGGGCGUCGGUGUCGUCCUCCAGUCUGUCGGCGGCACCCCGCAAGGUUCGGCUCACUGACCGCGAGCUGUUCGCGCGUGUACAGCGCGUGGUUGUGCCCGACGGGUCGGUGGAUUUGCGGUGCCUGUCGUCAAGGCGGGGUUGGAAGCGUGUGCGAACUGGUGUGACGGGCGGUAUGACUAUGCAGUACCGAGUGGUGCGCUCAAUCGCUCCGUCCCAGACGCGGCAGUGCCAGGUCGCUGGUGGUGGUGAGAUCAAAGCCCGAACGUCCGAGCUGCUGUCGCUACUGCGAGCUCCGAGCGAGAGCGAGAGUAACGCGCUACUGCGAGCUCUCUUUGGCUCGCAGUUCAUCUACAGCUCGCUAUUGCAUUCAAUUCCCAGCUCAGAGCGUGGAUCGCUACCGUCUCCUCCACAGAGAGGGAGUAUCCAUGCCAGUCCUGGCCAACAACUUAUGGUUCGCACUAUCAGCUUCGCACAUAAAGGACUUUCCAAUCCCUUCACGCAGCGAGCUUCAACUGCAACUCUGUCAGACUCAAUAACGUCGAGUUCGCAGACUUCAACUCAUCACCGCCAACAUUCUGGGCGCAAGAACGAACAGUGCUGCUUGAUUGAGCUCUUGACGCCAACACAGGACGGUUUCAAGCUCGCCUUCUGUUCACUGGACGCAUCUGACGUUACGGCGGGCAAGGCGCCACCCGAGCGUGUCAUCGCGCUCCACCCGAUCUCAGGCUGGUUGACAGCCGAGUCGAGGGCCGACAAUCCAGGAGCACUUCAAAUCACCUUCCAGAUUGCGUUCCCAGGUGACGUUCCUGGCGGUUGCGGCUGGCGUAUUGCUCAGUCCCGAUUAUUAUUUAUCGGCAAGAGCAUCUGUCGACUGGAGAAGGUGCUCCGUCGUCGACGUCGCUAUCGUCGCCAUCAACACACUGCACCUGGACGACUGUGGCAAGCGAUCUUGAACCCAUUUCGCGCAUUGGGGUUAGUCGGAUCGGACGAAGAAGGAUCCGGAGGGGCGCACCACAACUGGCAUUGCAUUGCCUGCACCCAAUCGCUCCUCCCUUUACGCAAAAAGUGGAGUCGCUGUGACUUGUGUGCCUACCGCAUAUGUGCAGAGCCUCCGUGCUGUUCUCAAGAGCGCGUUGCCAUCUACAAUCGCUACGUUGCACCUUUGCUUGUCUGCGCUCGAUGUCGGGAGUGUAUCGAUGACCGCGACAGCCCCAACCGGGGGAGUGGGAACCCUCACUCGAGCUCAAUCGUGGACGUCCGGUAUACUGGAAUCAGCUUACGAUUUACGGGUCGAGAGAGUGACCUUGAACCGGAGUUUGAGCUGGAUCCCUCAGGCGACAGAUGGGGGACGACGGGUACAUCGAAUGCCAGACGAUCUAGUGGUGGGAUACAAAGGAAGAGAAGAACGCAAUCGGAUCCACCUCCUAUGCUGGGGUUAGCCUUCUCAAGUUCUGGAGACGGCAGCUGCUCUUCUGGAACGGACGUCGCACCAGGGGCACGUAAAAAUCACUAA
This is a messenger RNA of Phytophthora infestans T30-4, 1692 nucleotides long. RefSeq lists its product as uncharacterized. The transcript has a single exon. Bases 133 to 1692 code for a protein of 519 amino acids. The record is from RefSeq and is a predicted model, not a curated record. Lineage: Eukaryota; Oomycota; Peronosporomycetes; Peronosporales; Peronosporaceae.